AUGAUAAGAAGCAAUAGAAACUUAGGUGAUACCUAUCAUACUUCAGGAGAAUGGUCUACAAAUGGUCUACACAAAGCCAUUGACUAUUACAAAAAUGGACUACAAAGUAGCACUGCUAUUGGCGAUCGAUCAGGAAUAGCAAGAAACAAUGGUAAUUUGGGUAAUGCCUAUCAUAGUUUAGGAGAAUAUCAGAAGGCCAUUGAAUAUCACAAAAAAGUUCUAGAAAUAAGUACUGCUAUUGACGACCGGUCAGGAAUGGCAAUCAGCAAUGGCAAUUUGGGCAAAGCCUAUAAUAGUUUAGGAGAAUAUCAGAAGGCCAUUGACUAUCAGAAAAAAGAUCUAGAAAUAAGCACUGCUAUCGGCGAUCGAUCAGGAAUAGCAAGAAGCUAUGGCAAUUUGGGAAAUGCCUAUCAUAGUUUAGGAGAGUAUCAGAAGGCCAUUGACUAUCACAAAAAAGACCUAGAAAUAAGCACCGCUAUUGGCGAUCAAUCAGGAAUAGCAAAAAGCAAUGGCAAUUUAGGCAAUGCCUAUCAUAGUUCAGGAGAAUAUCAAAAGGCCAUUGACUAUCACAAAAAAGAUCUAGAAAUAAGCACUGCUAUUGGCAAUCGAUCACGAAUAGCAAGAAGCAAUGGCAAUUUGGGCAAUGCCUAUAAUAGUUCAGGAGAAUAUCAGAAGGCCAUUGACUAUCACAAAACAGGUCAAGAAAUAAGCACUGCUAUUGGCGAUCGGUCAGGAAUAGCAAGAAGCAACGUCAAUUUGGGCAAUGCCUAUAAUAGUUUAGGAAAAUAUCAGAAGGCCAUUGACUAUCACAAAAAAGGUCUAGAAAUAAGCACUGCUAUUGCCGAUCGGUCAGAUAUAGCAAGAAGCAAUGCCAAUUUGGGCAAUGCCUAUGAUAGUUUAGGAGAAUAUCAGAAGGCCAUUCACUAUCACAAACAAGAUCUAGAAAUGAGCACUGCUAUUGGCGAUCGAUCAGGAAUAACAAGAAGCAAUUGCAAUUUGGGCAUUGCCUAUCAUAGUUUAGGAGAACAUCAGAAGGCCAUUGAUUAUCACAAAAAAGAUCUAGAAAUAAGCACUGCUAUUGGCGAUCGAUCAGGAAUAGCAAGAAGCAAUGCCAAUUUGGGCAUUACCUAUGAUAGUUUAGGAGAAUACCAGAAGGCCAUUGACUAUCACAAAACAUAUCUAGAAAUAAGCACUGCUAUUGGCGAUCGGUCAGGAAUAGCAAGAAGCAAUGCCAAUUUGGGCAAUACCUAUGAUAGUUUAGGAGAAUAUCAGAAGGCCAUUGACUAUCACAAAAAAGGUUUAGAAAUAAGAAUUGCUAUUGGCGAUCGAUCAGGAAUAGCAAGAAGCAAUGCCAAUUUGGGUAAUACCUAUGAUACUUUAGGAGAAUAUCAGAAGGCCAUUGACUAUCACAAAAAGGAUCUGGAAAUAGGCACUGCUAUUGGCGAUCAAUCAGGAAUAGCAAGAAGCAAUUGCUCUUUGGGCGUUGCCUAUCAGAGUUUAGGAGAAAGUGAGAAGGCUAUUGACCAUCACAAGAAAGUUCUAGAAAUAAGCACAACUAUUGGCGAUAGAUCAGGAAUAGCAAGAAGCAAUGCCAAUUUAGGCAUUGCCUAUGAUAAUUUAGGAGAAUAUCAGAAGGCCAUUGACUAUCACAAAACAGAUCUAGAAAUCAGCUCUGCUAUUGGCAAUCGGUCAGGAAUAGCAAAAAGCAAUGCAAAUUUGGGCAUUUCCUUUUAUCAUUUAGGAGAAUAUCACAAAGCCAUUGACUAUCACAAAAAAGAUCUAGAAAUAAGCACUUUUAUUGGCGAUCCAUCAGGAAUAGCAAGAAGCAAUGCCAAUUUGGGCAAUGCCUAUGAUAGUUUAGGAGAAUAUCAGAAGGCUAUUGACUGUCACAAAAAAGAUCUAGAAAUAAGCACUGCCAUUGGCGAUCGAUCAGCAAUAACAAAAAGCAAUGGCAAUUUGGGCAAUGUCUAUUAUAGUUUAGGAGAAUAUCUGAAGGCUAUUGACUAUCACAAAAAAGAUCUUGAAAUAAGCACUGCUAUUGGCGAUCGAUUAGGAAUCGCAAGCAGCAAUGGCAACUUGGGCAUUGUCUAUCAUAGCUUAGGAGAAUAUCAGAAGGCCAUUGACUAUCACAAAAAAAAUCUAGAAAUAAGCACUGCUAUUGGCGAUCGAUCAGGAAUAGCAAGCAGCAAUUCCAAUUUGGGCAAUGUCUAUAAUAGUUUAGGAGAAUAUCAGAAGGCCAUUGACUAUCACAAAAAAGAUCUAGAAAUAAGCACUUCUAUUGGCGAUCGAUCAGGAAUAGCAAGCAGCAAUGGCAAUUUGGGAAUUGCCUGCAAAAGUUUAGGAGAAUAUCAGAAGGCCAUUGACUAUUACGAAAAAAAUCUAGAAAUAAGCACUGCUAUUGGCAAUCGAUCAGGAAUAGCAAGUAGCUAUGCCAAUUUAGGCAAUGCCUAUAAUAGUUUAGGAGAAUAUCAGAAGGCUAUUGACUUUCACAAAAAAGAUCUAGAAAUAAGCACUGCUAUUGGCGAUCGGCCAGGGAUAGCAAGAAGCAGUGGCAAUUUGGGCAAUGCCUAUAUUAGUUUAGAAGAAGAUCAGAAGGCCAUUGACUACCACAAAAAAAAUCUAGAAAUAAGCACUGCUAUUGGCAUGCGAUCAGGAAUAGCAAGCAGCAAUGCCAAUUUGGGCAUUGCCUAUCAUUGUUUAGGAAAAUAUCAGAAAGCCAUUGACUGUCACAAAAAAAAUCUAGAAAUAAGCACUGCUAUUGGCGAUCGAUCAGGAAUAGCAGCAAGCAAUGCCAAUUUGGGCAAUGCCUAUGAUGGUUUAGGAGAAUAUCAUAAGGCCAUUGACUAUCACAAAAAAGAUCUAGAAAUAAGCACUGCUAUUGGCAAUCGAUCAGGAAUAGGCAGAAGCAAUGCCAAUUUGGGAAAUGCCUAUUAUAGUUUAGGAAAGUAUCAGAAGGACAUUGAUUAUCACAAAAAAGAUGUGGAAAUAAGCACGGCUAUUGACGAUCGAUCUGGAAUACCAAUAGAAAGUUCCCGUCGAUGUUUUGGAGAGUAUGAAGUUGCAACAUCUCACCUAAUAAAAGCAAUUAGUUUUUUUGAUGAAAUGUUUUUAGAUUCAGUUCCAGAACAAAAUCAACUGGCAUUCGUGAAGCAAUAUUUUGAAUCUCAUACAAUUUUAAUGAGUUGUUUCCUUUCGUUGGAGCGCGUUGCGUCCGCAUUAUUAGUCAUUGACCUUGGUAGGUCUAAAGAGCUCCAUUGCUGUAUUGAGAAACGUAGGAAUUCGGUUGGUAAGGGCUUGUUCGAUUAUGCUCGCGCGAUAUGGAAUAGAAUUGAGGCCAGAGAAGAAGAAAUAGAAAUAGAAGGAUUGCACACACUUCUCCAACUACGAAAAAAUAACACCAUCAUUCUAGUAUUCGCUUUUGGCUUGCAAGGUGGUCUUAAUGCUUGGGUUGUAACCGACAAAGUUAUCUUCAGAAAAGUAUUAGACGCACGUCGGGAAACAUUUCUUCUGCUAAUUAUGGAACUUCUUGGAAGGGUAGAUGUUAAUAUUGAUCGAAAUUCUUCUUUUUACAUGCUCGAUUCAGUUGCUAGUACUAAAGAUCAAGUGAUGUCUCCUAUUGAGUUUCCAAGCGGACAGCCUGCUUCUAAAAACGCGGUUAACAAUCCUGCUAGCUAUAGUAAUUUCUCUGAUCGAAACAUUUUGGAGAUGUUGUUUAAACUUUUAGUUGAUCCUGUAGAAGAUAUUAUUAAAGGCAAUAAGCUCAUUAUUGUCCCUGACCCGCUGUUGUUUUUUUCACCAUUUUCGGCACUCGUUGAUGAAAAUGGCUCAUAUUUAUCGAGCCGUUACAGUGUUCAAAUUUCACCUUCAUUGCAUACUCUAAAGUGUAUGAUGGAACAAUCCUUUGACUCAAACUUUGGAUUUGCAUUGUUUGUUGGUAAUCCAACUGUUGGAAAAGUUAGUUUAAACGGAAAAGAUGUUGCACCGGCUGACCUGCCCAAUGCUGCUGAAGAAGUUAAAUGUCUCUCAAAGCUUUUCCAAGCAAGGCCUUUACUAGGACGCGUGGCAACAAAAAAGGUAGUAUUGCAGCUUUUAACUGGGGCUAGUAUAAUCCAUAUAGCUGCACAUGGAGAACCGACUCGAGGUGAAAUAAUGCUUGCUUCAAAUUCGUCUCUUACUGAGCCGCGCUUGUCUAUUCCUGAACCAGACUCAUACCUUCUCACUCAGCGAGAUAUUCUAAAUAGUUCCGUGAGAGCUCGCUUGGUAGUUUUAUGUUGUUGCCAUACUGGGCAAGGUGAUAUUACUUCAGAAGGUGUCAUAGGUAUAACUCGAGCGUUUCUUGCAGCUGGGGCACGCUGUGUUCUUGCCACACUGUGGCCUAUUAGCGAUUAUGCCACAAAGGAAUUCAUGGAGAAAUUUUAUGGUGAACUUUGCCAAGAAACACCAGUUUGUGAAGCUUUACGAAGAACAAUGAACUUUUUCCAGACACAUGAAAAAGAGGAAUACCGAUCCAGUUGGAUCUGGGCUCCGUUUACCAUCUAUGGGGAGGAUGUGAAGUUCGGAAAAGAUGAGAUUGAAAUAAUUAGGGGAAAAUCACAUGAGUUUUUUUCCGGUUUCGUCGUGGUUUGACUAUGAUCAUAAAAUUUGUGACUAGCGUUUUCUUUAACUAUUCUUGAAAUCUUUAGCAAGCAUCACCCGAAUCAUUUAAACGUCGUCGACCUUUAACUUAGUCUAACUCGUAAUCAUAGCAUGACUUUUACUUUAGGCUGAGCAUUCUGUUAUUGUAUGUUGCUAGUGCAACUUCGAAUGUUCAGAAUGGUUAAAUGUAGCUACAUAUAUCAAUUGUUAUUUCGAUAGUUAGUUUGUCUAGGAAACGGUUGGUUUGAUUGAGUUACGUUGGUAUUGAUCAAAUGUUUUAGCUUAUCUUGUGCUGACAAUGGACAGAAAACUAUUCUGUGAUAAAAAUAAUGUCAAAUUUUUACCGUCCUUGGUUGACAGGAAAGUAGUAGACAGGACCGUGCCAACCGGUUCCUGGUUGGUAGGGGGUGUUCCAAAAAUUGGGCCCCCUUCAAUUCCAGGCCCUCUCAAAAAUGUUUUUCGGAAAGCAAAUUUUUUUCGGGAAAAUGUUAGCGACGGCCGAGGCCAGGGCUCCCCUCCCCGCAAGUUGAGUCCCCUUUUUUACAUUUUUGGGGGGCUGUUACACCCCCGAGGUGGCACGGCCCUUGUAAUAGACUUAGACCUGUUAGUGGAAGAGAGGUUUCAUGACAUUAAAGUCGCCAAGUUGCUGUAGUUGGUACGUGCUUUUGAGAAAAAUGGCAGAGGAAUAUAUUUGAACUUGGAAGGUGUUGUGCAGAACGUGUUUGCGUUGGCAAGCGCAGAAUCUGACAUUGCGAUGGCGACUUCACCUAGUUGCUGUACUGUUCACGUUAGUAAAGUAGUAGACAAAAUAUAUUUUUGCGUUUGUGAUUUACAGUUGCUUGGCCGUUGUUGCAGCAUGAGCUCCACCUUUGAAUUUGUACUAUAUUACUAAAUUGUUAAAUAAACACGUCCGAAUUUAUCAAUACAAUAAAUUUGCGACA
Molecule: messenger RNA, 5576 nt
Organism: Paramuricea clavata
Lineage: Eukaryota; Metazoa; Cnidaria; Anthozoa; Malacalcyonacea; Plexauridae
Source: the annotation of a GenBank genome assembly